AUGAGAAAACUGAAAUCGUACAUGAACCAAUGUAGCCGUGCCGUGCUCACAGACUCCGGUGUCAUGAUAAAAAGCCAGCAUUCUUUCCCCUCGGACGAGCUGGAUAGUGCGCAGGAGUUCAACGAAAUUGGGCCUGAACCAAACCCAUUUGAGGAUGAAACAGAGGAAAUAAGUUCCACACGCAAAAGCUUCGACAGCGCAUCACUCAUCAGUUGCGUAACUUGUCUGAGUGACAAUUCCAACUCAAAUGACGAAAACGGCGAGCAGUCGCUCCCGGCUAACACUUUGAUCCCCUACGCUAAGAUCCUUUACGCCAAAAAAAUUUGUGUUAUGAACAAUGAUUUUUCUCCAUAUAGGGACGACGUUGCUGGCAGCAGUAAUUCUGAAACCAAUGCCCCAGGUGCAGAACUCCCAUCGGUCCUCGUUGAAGUUACAUUUGCUAAACCGAGGCGCCAUAACUUGGUGCCAAAAAAGCUGCUUCUCAGUUUUGGGACAAUCGCUCCUGAUGACGAUGUCGCAGAAACCUUGAUGCAAAGAAGCUACAAGAACACCAAGCGUGAGAAAUCCAUUAUGGUCAUAAUCAAUCCGCAUGGUGGUAAGGGUCAGGCGAAAAAGCUUUUCGUGUCUAAAGUUAAACCCAUUUUCGCGGCAAGCAACUGUUUAGUAGAGGUGCUAGAAACCUCCUACAGGGGCCAUGCUUCAGAGGUAGCCAAGACUCUCGACAUCGACAAGUAUGACGUUAUUGCAUGUGCGUCUGGUGAUGGAAUUCCACACGAAGUGCUCAACGGUCUUUUUCAAAGAAAAGACCGUGCUGAUGCCUUUAACAAACUGGCCAUUACGCAGUUGCCCUGUGGUUCGGGGAAUGCAAUGAGCUUGUCAUGUCACGGAACAGCAAACCCCACGUAUGCCGCGUUGAGCGUGGUCAAGGCCCAGGAAGUAAGGAUAGAUUUGAUGUGCUGCACUCAAAGCUCUUACAAAACUGAACACAGACUUUCCUUUCUGAGCCAAACAUACGGCGUGAUAGCAGAAUCUGAUAUCAAUACUGAAUGCAUUAGAUGGAUGGGGCCAUCCCGCUUUGAACUGGGAGUUCUGAUCAACGUAUUACAGCGCAAAAAGUAUCCAUGCGAUCUUUACGUUAAGUACGCUGCCAAAUCGAAAAAUGCAUUGCGGGAGCACUACAACUUGCACAAGAGCAAGCAAGAAAAUAGCAGCGAUGACUCGUCUCUAGAAAUUCCAGAACAGCAGGACGUGGAAGAACCAGACUUCAAAUUGACCUACAGCUUGUCAGAUCCUGUCCCUGACGAUUGGGAGCUCGUAGACCCUGCCAUAACAAGCAAUCUCGGUAUCUUUUAUGCAGGAAAGAUGCCUUAUGUUGCUCCUAACACCAAGUUUUUUCCUGCUGCUUUGCCGAGCGACGGAUGUUGUGAUCUUGUUUUGACGGACUCGAGAACUUCUAUUACAAGGAUGGCACCCAUUCUCCUCUCAUUAGACAAGGGACAUCACGUUUUGCAACCUGAAGUUGUUCAUUCUAAAGUUACUGCUUAUCGGCUAGUUCCGAAGUUGAAACAAAGCAUCAUAUCCGUUGACGGUGAAAUGUUUCCAUUUGAACCUUUGCAAGUCGAAGUACUUCCGGGUUUGUGCAAAACUUUAUCAUACAACGGUUCUUAUGUGGAAACAGAUUUUGACUCCAUGUAG
Lachancea meyersii CBS 8951 is the source of this 1695-nucleotide messenger RNA. Lineage: Eukaryota; Fungi; Ascomycota; Saccharomycetes; Saccharomycetales; Saccharomycetaceae. The record is from the annotation of a GenBank genome assembly.